Messenger RNA from Clupea harengus (Atlantic herring), 1961 nucleotides. RefSeq names its product ring finger protein 214 (gene rnf214). The record is from RefSeq and is a predicted model, not a curated record. Gene Ontology annotation, molecular function: ubiquitin-protein transferase activity. Lineage: Eukaryota; Metazoa; Chordata; Actinopteri; Clupeiformes; Clupeidae.
GACCUUUCACACGGAAGUUCACAUUCCGCAGAGUUACUGCAUUCAUGCACAACACCUCUGUCACCCGAGACAGUUUUGAUCCUUAAACACUAUUUAAUUGUUCUUAUUGCUGGUCCGAAUCUUGCUUAAGAUAGUUAUUUGUGCGGUUAGCUUUAACAUGAAGAACAAAUGCGAAUUGACAUCGUCAGCCAGUCCUGAGACAGACAAGGAAGUGCCCUCGGGUUCCCCAAUGGAAGAUAAAGCUGUCAACACUGACCCGGAUUGGGAAACUAAGAUGAGGUUGCUGGAGGAGGAGACUAGAAUCCUGAUCCGCUUGUGUGAAGAUCUCAAACAUCAGCGGGAGGCUGGAGUUGUGGAUCAUAAAAUGAGACUCAAGAACGUAGAACAUAUGAUCAAUGACAAAAAAUGUCAGCAUCAGACUCUUCUGGAGAAGUUGGAUUCCAUGAACCUGAAACUAGAACAUAGCAAGAGAAAAGCAAACCAGAAGAAGUUCCUUGCCAAACAGGAAGAGCUCCUCACAGAGUUGAAACAAGUAGAGGAGAAGGGGAGAAGUCUGACAGUGGAGCUGGAGGAGAAGGAAGAAGCACUGGUUAAGCUAGAGGGAGAGCAGGUACUACAGAAAGAGACUUGGGAACAAGAGAUAGCUGAUCUUCGAGAAGAGAGGGACAGACUAAAGAAAGAAGUUGAAGAGGGCAGCAGGAAUGCCCUGAGAGAAGAGAUAGAAGCGCUGGAGUUUCAGAGAGAGGUGUACGUGAGUGAGUUGGAAGAAUGGCUGGCCGAGGCUGAGAAACAUAUUCAGUCUCUGAGGUUGAACCCAUCACCAGAAUACCUGCACCACAGCUUGGAGUGGGAGAGGAAAGUAGCCACGAUCCGGAGCACUGUGUCCAGCCUACAGGAACAUUUUAACAAGAUGAUCCAGCAGAUUCAACAGGGUCAGAUGCUUGAGGACCUUCCCACAGUUACCCUUCCCCCUUUACCAGAAAUCCCAGUGCUGCUCUACUUCUCCCAGCCAACCCACGUGGUCUCAAGCCAGCCCUAUGGUUUCAUGGCCAGACCGUUUGCACCCCAGAUGCCACCUUUCUAUUCGUCCCCUGUCCGUAUGAGCCAUGUUGGCCCUGCAUCACAGUCCAUAGCCAGGCCAGCCUUUGGCCCAGGUGCCCCAGCAGCACCAGCCUCGCACCCAAUGUUCCAAGCUGCACACCCUGGCAUGGCACCCUCAAUCAGAGGCCUGGCUCCAGGGUAUACCGGCGCUGCGCCGCAGAGACCCGUACCACAGACCACCGUGUCGCCACUUGCCUCCCCGCCCCCUGCUGCUGCUGCCGCUGCCCAGCCUUCUCAGCUGGACAAAGUGCUGCAAAUGUUGGGCACUCGCCUACCGACAAGGACAAGGGCAGAGCUCACCGUCGCCCUGCAGCAGAUUAAGUCUGCACGCGGCACCUUGGCUGGCAUGGCCAUGGAGGAUCUAUGCCAGCAGGUGGCAGAGCGGCUGGAACACAGCCAGAAACCAGUGAUGACACCUAUUGGGCAUCCACCUGUUGGCGUUUCCCCUCAUCUGUCUAAGCUACAGCAGCCCUCAAACCUUCCACAGGGCAUCCAGGUACCAUUUCAACAGUCUGUGGUUAGUUUGUGCUUGGUGUGCCAGGGCCAUGUAGAUGAACGCAGCCAGUAUAAAAUGAGAUGUUCUCACAUCAUUCACACACAGUGUGUUCGUGUUUGGCUCCAGUCCGGUACGAAAAAGGAAUGUCCCAUCUGUCCAGACUAAAGGGCUCUGCAUCACACACACACAGAAAUAUAUAUACGUUCUCUCCAUUUUGAUAGUACCUCACUACACACACAGCAAAAAGCUUCUUUUUUUUAAAGUGCUGUUGUAUCAGAUGAUGCAAAAUUAUUUUGAAUGUAACACUUUUGUAUAAAAAUGUUGUAUCAAAUGUAAAUACAUUUGUGGUGCAGAGGUAACAGUA